This is a messenger RNA of Pneumocystis carinii B80, 1385 nucleotides long. RefSeq names its product methionine aminopeptidase, type II. NCBI's taxonomy places the organism in Eukaryota, Fungi, Ascomycota, Pneumocystomycetes, Pneumocystales, Pneumocystaceae. The coding region runs from base 44 to 1339 and encodes 431 amino acids. The transcript is spliced from 12 exons. The record is from RefSeq and is a predicted model, not a curated record. Gene Ontology annotation, molecular function: metalloaminopeptidase activity. Gene Ontology annotation, biological process: proteolysis.
CUCUAACGUCGAUUUUUUAAAAAUUAAUUUAAAGUAUGUAGAAAUGGCCAAUGAAACCCAUUUUUCGGCGGAUUUGACCGGUUUAACUUGUAAUUUAGACAGUGAUUUAAAAGUAUUGAAGGAAAAUAGUGAAAAAAGCGAUAAAAAUAGCCCUUCAUUGGAAGAUAUUGAUGGAAUUGCAGCUGAUAUUUCCAAAGUUUCUGUCGCAAAAAAAAAGAAGAAGAAGAAAAUCAAAUGUAGUUUGAUAAAACAAGAUGAACCGCCUUCUAUUGGCCUUACUAAGCUAUAUCCGUCAGGAAAAUAUCCUGAAGGAGAGGAAAUGGAUUAUAAUAAUGAUAAUCUUUGGCGGGUAACAUCGGAAGAAAAACGAUAUUUAGAACUUUUAUCACAUGGGGAAUAUCAGGAUCUUCGUAGAGCAGCAGAAGUUCAUCGUCAGGUUCGGAAAUAUGCUCAAAAAACGAUUCAUCCUGGUAUGACGAUGAUAGAGAUAGCAGAAAUGAUCGAGAAUUCUACUAGAAUGUUAGUAGAAGAAGAUGGAUUGAAGGCGGGUAUUGGAUUUCCUACAGGUCUUAGUUUAAAUCAUUGUGCUGCCCACUAUACACCAAAUGCAGGAGAUAAUACAUGUCUUCAAAAAGACGAUGUAAUGAAGGUUGAUUUUGGAGUUCAUGUUAAUGGAAGAAUUAUUGAUAGUGCGUUUACAAUGACUUUUGACCAUAAAUAUGAUAAAUUACUUGAGGCUGUUAAGGAAUCUACAAAUACAGGAGUUAGGGAAGCUGGUAUUGAUGUAAGACUUUGUGAUAUUGGUGCUGCAAUUCAGGAAGUUAUGGAGAGUUAUGAAGUCGAAUUAGAUGGAAAUACAUAUCAAGUUAAACCUAUUAGAAAUCUAAAUGGGCAUAAUAUUACCCCAUAUACUAUACAUGGUGGGAAAUCUGUUCCUAUUGUUAGAGGAGGAGAUCAGACAAAGAUGGAAGAAAAUGAAGUAUUUGCCAUUGAAACAUUUGGAAGUACAGGAAGGGGCUAUGUUAGGGCAUAUGGUGAUUGUUCACAUUAUGCAAGAAAAGGGAAUGUAGGUCAUGUUCCUCUUCGUUUGGCGCGUGCGAAACAUCUUUUGGCUACUAUUGAGAAAGUUUUUGGGACACUUCCAUUUUGUAGAAGAUAUUUGGAUAGAAUUGGAGAGACAAAAUAUUUACUUGCUUUGAAUAAUUUGGUAAAUUCUGGAAUUGUUGAAUCAUAUCCUCCUUUAGUUGAUAUCAAAGGCUGCCAAACAGCUCAAUUUGAGCAUACCAUUCUUUUAAGACCAACAAGAAAAGAAGUUCUCAGUAGGGGUGAUGAUUAUUAAUAGUAAACAUUUGAAAAAUAUAGAAUAUAUUUCAAUUAAAUAAUAA